AUGAGCUCGGCACAAGAAUCGGCCUCGAAGCCGUCCGCCCAGACAACGGGCCAGAAGAAGACGGCCUCGCCCGCCAUUCGCUAUCCGUUUUGGUUCGGAGGCAGCGCCAGCAGCAUGGCCGCCUGCGUCACUCAUCCAUUGGACUUGGUCAAGGUCCGAUUGCAAACGCGACAUGGCAACGCCCCCAAGAACAUGAGCGGCACUUUUGUUCACAUUCUAAAAAAUGACGGCAUCAUCGGCCUCUACUCAGGCAUAUCCGCAUCGCUCAUGCGCCAGCUGACGUACUCGACGGUGCGCUUCGGCGUCUACGAGGAGCUCAAGAUGCGUUACACCCGCUCCGGCCGCACCGCCACCUUUCCCGCCCUCACGGCCAUGGCCGUCACCGCGGGCUUCCUCGGCGGCAUCGCUGGCAACUUUGCCGACGUGAUCAACGUGCGCAUGCAGCACGACGCAGCGCUGCCCCCCGACCAGCGCCGCAACUACAAGCACGCCCUCGACGGCAUGGCCCGCAUGGCUCGCGAUGAGGGCCUGUCGAGCUACUUUCGCGGCUGGCUGCCCAACGCCAGCCGCGCCGCCGUCAUGACGGCCGGCCAGCUCGCCACGUACGACACUUUCAAAGGCAUGCUCAUUGAAUACACCCCCAUGGGCGACAACUUGACGACGCACUUUUCCGCCUCUUUUCUCGCGGGUCUCGCUGCGGCGACGGCCACAAGUCCCAUCGACGUCAUCAAGACCCGUGUCAUGUCAUCUUCACAGAAACAGGACAUCCUUCAAGUCAUUAAGGAUAUUUCACGCACCGAAGGCAUGGGCUGGAUAUUCAAGGGCUGGGUUCCCAGCUUUCUGAGACUUGGACCGCACACCAUCUGUACUUUUGUCUUUCUUGAAGCGCACCGCAAAUUAUAUAGAGCGGCCAAGGGAAUUGACGACAAUAAGGACUAG
This is a messenger RNA of Beauveria bassiana ARSEF 2860, 939 nucleotides long. Its product is annotated as putative dicarboxylate carrier protein. Gene Ontology annotation, biological process: thiosulfate transport; succinate transmembrane transport; oxaloacetate transport. Gene Ontology annotation, molecular function: succinate transmembrane transporter activity; thiosulfate transmembrane transporter activity; sulfate transmembrane transporter activity. The record is from RefSeq and is a predicted model, not a curated record. Bases 1 to 939 code for a protein of 312 amino acids. Lineage: Eukaryota; Fungi; Ascomycota; Sordariomycetes; Hypocreales; Cordycipitaceae. The transcript is spliced from 4 exons.